Trachemys scripta elegans is the source of this 6153-nucleotide messenger RNA. It is a transcript of the gene AFAP1L2, whose product is annotated as actin filament associated protein 1 like 2. Gene Ontology annotation, biological process: positive regulation of interleukin-8 production; regulation of mitotic cell cycle; regulation of interleukin-6 production. Gene Ontology annotation, cellular component: cytosol. The coding region runs from base 531 to 3074 and encodes 847 amino acids. The record is from RefSeq and is a predicted model, not a curated record. The transcript has 20 exons. NCBI's taxonomy places the organism in Eukaryota, Metazoa, Chordata, Testudines, Emydidae. Gene Ontology annotation, molecular function: SH2 domain binding; SH3 domain binding.
UGUUCAUAAGACUUGAAGCUUGCUGUUUUCCAAGCCCUGAUUUCCCCCACACCCCUUUGACAAUAAUGGAAAAGGAACCAUCUAUUGUCCUGGGUUUGUAGUUUGUUUUUAAAGGGAGCUCAGUUUUGCUUAGCUCUGUUCCCACCACGGGUGCUGUACCGUGGGGGCUGUAGUAACAGCGGGUGUGACAGACUCGGGGACUGGCUACCUAGGAGUUCUGACACGCAGCCCCUUUUAGACACACGCCUGCUGGAGUUGCAGUCAACUUUGCAACUAGCUACUUGAGCACCAGUGGGUACAGCUGCUGUAUGUGACCUCACAGGGAGGAGCUUUCAGAGAGGGGAGCGAGAGAAACUGACUGGAGCCAGAAUCAGAGGCUGAGAAGUGUCUUUAGGACAGAGAAAUACAUAACUGGAUUGGUGGGAAAGCGAUCGUCUUCUCGUGGGGGAAUCAGCGGGCACCUGGGAGGCUGAAAUAACCGAGCCCCUGCAAAAAACCCGAGCCCUUGUCUGGAUCUGCCUACAAACCAGAUGGAAAAAUUUAAAGCUCUAGAACAGCUACUUACGGAACUUGAGGAUUUUCUGAAGAUACUGGAUGAAGAGAACCUCAGCAGCACAGCUGUAGUGAAAAAAUGCUUCCUUUCUGACCUCCUGCGAGUGUACACAAAGACAAGCAGUGGUGAUGAGGAAUACAUUUACAUGAACAAAGUGACCUCGGUUAAACAAAAGGAUGGACAGGAGAAAGAAGGUAGAGCACUGGAUUGCGGAGAGUCUUUGUCCAAUGGGGAAUCAGGACACCAUUCAUCUCCUCCUCAGAAGAGUCUGCCGGACCUUCCUCCUCCAAAAAUAAUUGCAGAAACGAAACUGCCUUCGAUCCCCAAGAUUGAGUCUCCAGAGGCAUAUUAUGAAGAGGCUGAGCCAUAUGAUAUCUCUGUGAAUGGUAUUCUUGGUAGGCUUGCUGCUACUGGAGCCAGGACAGGGUUGCAGGUUACCGAGGGAGUAAUUUAUGCCACAAUAACCAUGGAAGACGGAGAAGCAGUCAGCAGCUCAUACGAAUCCUAUGAUGAAGAAGAGAGCAGCAAAGGGAAGUCAGCAACCCACCAAUGGCCAUCCACUGAAGCCACCAUUGAGCUGAUGAAAGAUGCCCGCAUCUGUGCUUUUCUCUGGAGGAAGAAAUGGCUGGGACAGUGGGCCAAACAGCUGUGUGUCAUUAAGGACACUAGAUUGCUGUGCUACAAGAGCUCCAAGGACCACACCCCUCAGCUUGAUGUGAACUUGCUGGGCUGCAGUGUCAUACACAAGGAAAAGCAAGUGAAGAAGAAAGAACACAAGCUGAAGAUCAUUCCGAUGACCUCAGAUGUGAUUGUGCUGGGCUUGCAGAGCAAGGACCAGGCCGAGCAGUGGCUCAGAGUAAUCCAAGAGACCAGUGGCCUUCAGUCUGAAGGAGUGGGUGAAGGAAAUCAAUAUGUUCCAGACUCCCACCGUCUUAGUUACCUCAAGGCGGACUUGUCUGAGAGGCAUUCUGUGGCAUCAGAGAGCGGGAGCAGCACAGACGGCCACCCGGAAUCCAUUGAAACAAAAGAUGUCAAGAAGAAGGGUACAACUGGCCUUAAACUGAGCAACCUGAUGAACCUUGGGAGAAAAAAAUCCAGCUCAUUGGAGAGUCCAGAGAGGACACUAGAAACUUCCAGUUACCUGAACAUACUAGUGAACAGCCAGUGGAGAUCCCGUUGGUGUCACAUCAAAAAUGGUCACCUCCAUUUCUACCAGGACAAGAAUAGAAGUAAAUCUGCACAGCAACCUCUGAGUCUGGCGGGCUGUGAAAUUAUUCCAGACCCCACCCCUGACCAUCUCUAUUCUUUCCGUAUUCUGCACAGUGGGGAAGAACUAGCCAAAUUAGAGGCCAAGUCGUCUGAGGAAAUGGGCCAUUGGCUGGGCCUUCUCUUAUCAGAGUCAGGCUCGAAAACAGACCCAGAAGAAUUCACCUAUGAUUAUGUUGAUGCUGACAGGAUUUCCUGCAUCGUGAGUGCUGCAAAGAAUUCAUUCUUCUUAAUGCAAAGGAAGUGCUGUGAGCCCAACACCUAUAUCGAUAACCUGCCGAAGAUAAGGACCCAGGAGGAGGAACUCUAUGAUGAUGUGGACCCGCCGGAAGGAACCAUGGAAGAAAUACCCCAAAGUGAAAACAAAGACGAAGAGGACCCAGACAAAGUGUACCUAGACCUCACACCGGUUAAAUCCUUCCUGCACUCUGCUGGCAGGAAACCGGCACAGACGUCACCUCCACUCUCUCCAUCUGUAGACUAUGGAACGGAAACACCCCUAUUGGCUAAGGAAGCAGAGCCCCGUAGAACGUCAAUGGAAAUCCCAGACCAGACACUUCAGGAGAAGAUGGAGCCGGAAGAGUCACCAUCAAAGACAACCACUGUCAAAAUCCAGAUGCAGCAGCAUAAAAUCGCCUUCCCCCAGAGCAGUCCUGACAUCAAAGCCUCUCGCACAGUUACGGCCAGUCCACAGUUAGCGUCGGCGCCCAGAGAGAAAGUGGAAUGGCCCAAGGUGGCAAAUACAGUGCCUGUAGAAACCAAACUGGGCAAGAACAGGAUGGAAGCUGAGGUGAAGCGGUACACAGAGGAGAAGGAGCGGCUGGAGAAGGAAAAGGAGGAAAUCCGGUCUCAGCUGACCCAGCUUCGGAAGGAGAGACGGGAGCUGAAAGAGACGUUAGCUAGCUGCCCAGAUAGCAGCCUGAUGGCUAAUGUGGAGCAGAAGCUGAAGGAAAUAGAUGAGGAGUGCAAAAAGAAAGAGAGCAGGAGGGUUGACCUGGAGCUGAGCCUUGUGGAAGUGAAAGAGAACCUGAAGAAAGCAGAGUCUGGCCCGGUGACACUUGGCACAACUGUGGACACCACACACCUGGAGAACGCAAGCCCCAAGGUCAAAAUGGCCAGCCCGACAAGUAGCCCAGAGCACUCCCCGGUCAACUCGGCAACAGCUUUAAAAAACAGGCCUUUAUCCAUCAUGGUUACAGGGAAAGGGACAGUUCUACAGAAAGCUAAGGAAUGGGAGAAAAAAGGAACCAGUUAGGACGACUCCAUUGUCAAGGAUGGACUAAAAAGACUGGAAUUGCCCAUACAUGGACCAGAGGAUUCAGUCAUCUGUAGGCAAAGGGCCAGGCUAGAACGGCAAGCUAUCCUGUCCUCUACCACCCUGUGCCGUUUGCUCAGUCAGAAGGAGUGGGACAGUCUGCGAUCAUCCCAAACCAUCCUGCCCAUUCCCAUGGCACAGCUGAGAAUAACACAAGUGGCAACCUUUGCAUCAGCUUCCUAACCUGAUUGAUGUAAACAAGACUGUUACGGUACAGAGGGCUGGUUUGCGUCUGUCUACUCUGAAGUUUUAUCAUUGCAUUAUUCAUGUUUCUUUAUUAGUGAGAACUCCCCUUGGAGCAGAGUCAGAGGGGGAUGUGGUGCUUGUCUUUACAGGCCUGUGCUUUCUAUACUCAACUAUCAGAGGGGUAGCCAUGUUAGUCUGGAUCUGUAAAAGCAGCAAAGAGUCCCGUGGCACCUUAUAGACUAACAGACGUAUUGGAGCAUGAGCUUUCGUGGGUGAAUACCCACUUCGUCGGAACUAUCACUCCCAGCCUGUGUCCAUGCAGAAGUAGGGAAAAACCCCUCCUACUGAGAUGUGAAACCUGCACCAUGGAAUGGGAAGCAGCAUUAGCCAGGCCUAGGAAAUCAGAGUAGAGGUGUGUUAGAAGGAAACGAGGGGGAGCUAAGCGUAAAACCGUAUCCACCUACAAGUCAAGUCUUGGAAUAACUGUCAGUGAUAGGAACCACGUAGCCACCUCAACUUCUCAGAACCAUUUCCCAGCCUUUCACGUGCCAGAAUACAAGGAUGAGCCCUGCUUAAUUGUCUGUCUAUAAAGGGGCAGGUUUUGGAGCCUAGUUCAAAGGGAUAUACCCAAAAGCGGUUGCCAGGAGAUUGAAUUCAGCUUGCUUUAUGGAAAUUGUGAGUAUUGUCAAAGAGCCAGAGCCUCAACUGAGAACAAGAGGAUAGUAUUGGAGGUUACCUAUGACGGCCUAUUAGCAAUGGUUAUUAUAAAAUGAGAGAGUAGCAUGCAACCCCUUCAAAUUAUGCAGCUUUGGGUGGCUCUAAAACCCUGGCUGGCAUUUAGGGAUUUUUACAACUGGAGAGGGAAGCCUGGUUGGCAAGGACUGAGUCCCACCCACCCUUUCCAAUAGUAACUGUUGCUCAUUGAUUUUGCUCUUAAACAGGAGAGGAGAUGAAAUAAUCAGCUCAAUGACAGUGCUAGGAUCCUGGGGACAACACCCCCCCCCCCCACCACACACACACCCCGCCUUCCUAGCCUGUGGAACUGGCAUGCUCCUUCACUAUCCAGCUAGGUUGGAUUAGCUUUUCUAGAGCCCCUGGUUCUGCAGGCUGCCGUACCAAAGGACAGUUCCUGUCACGGCAGCUCUCAGGACUGGAGUCCCUAGGGAUGCUCCAGCAGUGGGGGCAGACCCUGCAGCCAAUUCCACAGCAUGGCCUCCUGCAUGCUAACCAGCACAGCAGGCAAGGAGUUCUAAGAGGGGAUGCUGACAGAUUUCCUCAGCCCUGGUGUUUCUCCAAGACCAAGAGUGAUCUCAGCCUUUAACACGGUGCAUGGUCAGCAGCUCCUCCAUGGUGCAAUUAACACACAGGAAUAACAACCAGGGCCGGCUCCAGCAUUUUUGCCACCCCAAGCGUCGGCGGGCGGGGGGGCCGCGAUCGGCGGCAGCUCUACCGCUGCCACUUCAUUCUUCGGCAGCAGGUCCUUCCCUCCAAGAGGGACCAAGGAACCUGCCGCUGAAGAUCCGGACGUGCCGCCCCUUUCCGUUGGCCGCCCCAAGCACCUGCUUGCUGCACUGGUGCCUGGUGCCGGCCCUGACUACAAGUAGAAGGCCGACCCUCCACUGUUUAGCCUUCAGCAUUGAUUGAACAACCAGGGCUCCAGGGCCAGAAGCAGGCACUCCCACCAGUGGCCACUAGGUGGUGUGGCAGCAUCACACUUUCGUAUUCUCCGGUUUUUUGAUUAGCCAAUCUGGCCUCAUUCCCAGUUAGAUCAGGUAAAAGGGGUUCUGCUGUAUUAGACUCAUUGGAUCCAGCUAUUUAACAGGGUUCUUACGCGGCUUCAAAGAAUUAACACCCACAAGUCACCUUGAAACGGACUCUCUAUUCAGUGGGAGAUUAAAUGCAAAGGGAACGAAUGAAGGCCAACUCCACAAUUUAUACCCAGCCCUCCUCCCAUUGUUUUAAAAAAAGCCUCAGAUCUUCACUAGCCGUACAGUGGUGUUUAUCUGCCUUUCCUCCAGUACUUCCCCUGACCAUCUCGGAAAGAAAGCAUUAGGGCCCUGCCUCUGCAAAGCACAUCAGGGGAGAUUCUGCAAGGCAAGACAGGGCAGUCAGUUAGGCAUCAAAUGCCAGGUUUGCCUUUGAAAGUCUCCCCCUAAGCACAAGCAUUGCUGACUCGGGGCCUUGGAGAACAAGGAGUGCAUUCACAAGCCACUCCCUGCCUAGCACUGGCCCCUGCUACGUUCAGAAAUAUAACCUAGACGAAGGCACGACUGUGGUGGAGGGUCUGACAAAAAUUCAGGUUUCUCUUCCUCCCUCUCCCCCACACAGGUGGGGUAUUAGCCCCACCAAAGUUUCAUUUUCUACCCAUCAUGCAUUUCCUGUCCCAUGAGAGCCUUGCCACUCUCCUCCCCCCCCCCUUUUUUUUGCUCUAACAUGAGAGCUUCACUUUAGUGUGUGUUAGUCAUUGCAUCCGGCCUGGUCCACCCCACGCCCUUCUCCUGCCAUGGUGGCAGAAACCCGCCUCUUACUUGUAGACAGAGCCAGAAGACCAGUGGCUUGAUCCUCCGUGCCCUGUUGCUGCAGAGUGGUCCUGUAGCUAUUCCUAGGUAUUAUAGCUAAUACUAACUCUUAUCGGGGGAUUUAGAGCAUCGAGCACGUUCCACAUCUACCCACUGGGUGAGUCCUGACCCCCACCAAACCGUUAAACAGUGAAUGCCUCUGUCAUUGCCAUGGUCUUCCUAAUUCAGUGCCGUUUUCUGGGGCAUAACUGUGACCCAUCCUGUGGCGCUUUCAAGGUUGUUGUUUUUUUUAAAUAAAAUUUGAAUAUGUUAAA